Molecule: messenger RNA, 1412 nt
Organism: Magnolia sinica
Lineage: Eukaryota; Viridiplantae; Streptophyta; Magnoliopsida; Magnoliales; Magnoliaceae
Product: 26S proteasome regulatory subunit 8 homolog B-like
Exons: 5
Coding region: 701-988 (95 amino acids)
Biological process (GO): proteasome-mediated ubiquitin-dependent protein catabolic process
Cellular component (GO): proteasome regulatory particle, base subcomplex
Molecular function (GO): ATP binding; ATP hydrolysis activity; proteasome-activating activity
Source: RefSeq, a predicted model, not a curated record
UGAUUUGUUCCAUGCGGAUUAUGUCUUAUAUUGCUUGCAUUAGUCUCAUUUUGGUUGAAGAAAUGAUAUGUAACCAGCAUCAACCCUGCUUCGGAACAUUGAAGAUUACAUAGGCUCAAUGCAUAAAAGAAAAACCUCAAUCAAACCUUCUGUUUUCUGUCUUCCAAGCACCUCCAGGAUGACUAAAUUUAGAAGAGGGUGAUAUUGGUCAUGAAAAUGGUAUCUCCAUUCAUGCCAUUGUUCCUAAGAAUAGAACUUUUUAAAGAAUUUCUUCAAUCUUCUAUUGCCUUAAAGAGAUAAAAUUGCUUACUGAAAUUGUUAUGAAAUUGCAAAAUUCUGAGCAAUUUUUUGACAUGACCUAUAAUUUCCCAUCAAUUAUCAAAACAAGAUGCAGUUGUAAUUCCUGUUUAUAAAACAUUACAAUGUGUAUGUACUGAUGCUAUUUGGUUUAUCUCCUGAUUUUCUUGACUGGAAUAUUAUCUUGAUGAAAGACCAUCAAUUUUCUUUGCUCACUUUUUCUAUGGAAUUUGCAGCAUUCAUAUUGACAUGAGAUACAAGUGGAACUGUAGGCAUUGGGAUUCCAUCAAUGCCUGAGUUUUCAUUAGCUUCUCUAUUGUAUACUGAGUUUUCAUUGCUCGAGUGAGUUGCUUUCAAGUCCUAAUGAUGCAUCUCCUGCAAACAUUGAAGCCGCAAUGAAGGAAUGGGUAUUGUAUGUUGGAACAAAAGGUUGCUGAUAACAGGGAACAAGCACCUUCAAUCAUCUUCAUGGAUGAGAUCGACAGUAUUGGAUCUGCUCGUAUGGAAUCGGGGACUGGCAAUGGUGAUAGUGAAGUUCAACGUUUUGAUGGCUACCAACCGUAUGAAUAUUCUGGAUCAAGCCCUCCUCAGGCCUGACUGGAUUGAUAGGAAGAUUGAAUUCCCAAAUCCCAACGAAGAGUCCCGCUUCAAUAUCUUGAAAAUACACUCGAGGAAGAUGAAGUUGAUGUGAAGAAGAUCUCAGAGAAGAUGAAUGGUGCAUCUGGUGCAGAACUUAAUCAGAUGGGCCAAACACUUAAAUGAAUUGGCAGCUUAUGAUCAGAGCAAAGGUACAAUUGAGGCACACCUGGUGAAUGGGUCGAUUUGAUUUUCUUGCUAGGGGAACUUCAUGAUGGGCCCCACCUUUUGCAUGGCUUAGAUGUUCUCCACAUGCCCCAUGUUGGUAGGAAAAAACAGGGUAGCAUAGUAAGCAUAGCAUGCAAUGUUUGUAUGUGAUUGUUCCUCAUUAAUUAAAGAGAAUUUUCUUAUGAUUGAAAGCAGGAAUCAGGUCAUGGGUUGGGCUAUUGCGUCACCAUCAUCAACAUAUGGCUGAUUUAAUGGCCAUGUAGCCACAUUUCCAACAUGGGAUAUUUAUUGGAAAGUUAAAAAGUGAAAAA